AUGGCGGAUGCGACCACCGAUUCGGUUUUCGCUUCAACUUUGGCUUCUGCUAUGGCUGUGACUAAGGCAGAGUCAAAGUCUAGGCCUGUGUCACCGGCUGAGUCUUUGGCUUCGGCUUCGGCUGUGAAUAUGACACCUGUGGAGGAAGUAUCUUCUGAUACAUCCGAAGAGGUCGUCAGAGUCCGAAAGCCUAAAAAGGCCAGCUCGAAGGCCGAGGAUAAGCAGUCUGAGAGGCAUCAUCGCUCUCGCCGCCGCCUUCUCCAGCGCCAACAAGUCAACGAAGAAGAGCGCCGAGCAGCCCGCCUCGUUAGACGCCGUAAGAGCAGCUUCGCCAUUUAUUUUCCGAAGGUGCUGAAGAACGUCCAUGAGGACCUCACCCUUUCGCAAAGGGCCGUGAGCAUCCUAGAUUCAUUCGUGAAGGAUAUGUUUGAGAGAAUCGCUUCUGAAGCAAGGCUCUUGGCCUGUCGAACCAAAAGCCCGACUAUCAACUCCAGAGAGAUCCAGACCGCUGUUCGUCUUCUGCUUCCUGGCAAGAUGUGCAAGCGAGCGGUGGCGAAAGCCACCAUGGCCAUGAUCCGGUACAUUUCCAGCGAGUGA
Messenger RNA from Acomys russatus (golden spiny mouse), 597 nucleotides. RefSeq names its product histone H2B-like. Gene Ontology annotation, molecular function: DNA binding; protein heterodimerization activity; structural constituent of chromatin. The record is from RefSeq and is a predicted model, not a curated record. Bases 1 to 597 code for a protein of 198 amino acids. NCBI's taxonomy places the organism in Eukaryota, Metazoa, Chordata, Mammalia, Rodentia, Muridae. Gene Ontology annotation, biological process: nucleosome assembly. The transcript has a single exon. Gene Ontology annotation, cellular component: nucleosome.